Molecule: messenger RNA, 4204 nt
Organism: Neolamprologus brichardi
Lineage: Eukaryota; Metazoa; Chordata; Actinopteri; Cichliformes; Cichlidae
Gene: nmbr
Product: neuromedin B receptor
Biological process (GO): bombesin receptor signaling pathway
Cellular component (GO): plasma membrane
Molecular function (GO): bombesin receptor activity
Source: RefSeq, a predicted model, not a curated record
AAGCGGUCGACCCUCGCGUGGAGUGCUCCUCCGUGCGCACUUAUGGAUGACGAGUUCCUCUCGAACCUUCCCGCGGAGGCUCUGAGCCCCAACUCCACGGAGGUACCCGACCCGUGGUCGUCCGCGGACGGCACGGAGACCGUACACUUCGUGGUGCGCUGCGUGAUGACCUCCGUGUAUAUUCUGAUCAUUGUCGUGGGUCUGCUGGGCAACAUCACGCUGGUGAAGAUCUUCAUCACCAACAGCGCCAUGAGGAGCGUGCCCAACAUCUUCAUCUCCAGCCUGGCGGCGGGAGACCUGCUGCUGCUGGUCACCUGCGUGCCCGUGGACGCCUUCCGCUACUUCUCCGAGGAGUGGGUGUUCGGAGAGGCGGCGUGCAAACUCAUCCCCGUCAUCCAGCUCACCUCGGUCGGGGUGUCGGUGUUCACGCUCACUGCGCUCAGCGCUGACAGGUAUAAGGCCAUAGUAAACCCCAUGGACAUCCAGACAUCCAGCGCUGUCUUCUGGACGUGUCUGAAAGCUGUUUCUAUCUGGUUGCUUUCCGUCCUGCUGGCUGUUCCUGAGGCUAUUUUCUCUCAAGUUGUCUCCAUGCAGGGUCACAGGGACAACACAAAUGUCACCUUUGUGAACUGCGUGCCCUACCCGCUGUCCAAUCAGAUGCAUCCUAAGAUCCACUCAGUGAUGAUCUUCCUGGUUUACUUCCUCAUCCCUCUGGCCAUCAUCUCUGUAUACUACUACCACAUCGCCCGCACGCUCAUCAAGAGUGCCCAUGACAUGCCGGGGGAAGUCAGCGAGCACACCAAGAGACAGAUGGAGACGAGGAAGCGUCUGGCUAAGAUCGUGCUGGUUUUUGUGGGCCUGUUUGCCCUGUGCUGGUUCCCAAACCACGUCCUCUACAUGUACCGCUCCUUCCACUACCACCAGAUGGAUCUGUCACUGGCCCACCUCGUCAUCACUCUUCUAGCCCGGGUCCUCAGCUUCUCCUCGUCCUGCGUCAACCCGUUCGCGCUCUACCUGCUCAGUGAGAGUUUCCGCAGACACUUCAACAGUCAGCUGCGAUGUGGUCGAGGUCCUCGCCCUGAGCGCCAAGCCAGCUAUCUGCACAGCACCUCCCACAUCCGCCUCACCUCAAUCAAGAAAAACACGCCCACUGCUGCCCUCGCUCCGGCGGCCAAUGGAAACCCCAACAGACAGGAAGUGGCUCUGUGAAGCAGGACGCUAAGAGUCUGACAUUUUCAGCUUCACCUCCUCCCGAGUGUGAAACGUUGGACUAUCGUAGGAGAGGUUUUCUGUUGCGGAGCGGCGAUGGAUAGAUGGGUGGAGGGAAGGACAGCGGACACAAGUCUUGUACAAGUCGAAUGGCUGCAACAGUCGCUCCUUUCCCAUCAGACUUAUCGUCUACAUCCUUACCUUGGCAACCAAACAGAAAGUGCCUCUUAGAAAUACAAGACGAACACGGACAGUAUUAAAACUAAGAACACUUUUUUCCAGGACGAUUCUCCAGAUUUAUUAACCGUAACUGCAUAAAAAAUAAAGAUGGAUGGAAUCAAAUUUGUGAGAAAAGCCUCACAGACUUUAAAGCCGACAGCAUGGCUGCAACGUUAGCAUAUCUGCAGCUAUUGCACGUUUUCUCCAUGCUUUGCUGCCGGGAGGCUCACCGUCAAUGGACUCAUCUAAAACGCCAUUUUUGUGUGUUGAUUUCACUGAGUGGGCUCGUUUGUCUGCUGCCCUCAGAUAAAAGUGUCAGAACUCUCAGAGGAAAAAUGUUCACGUCUUAUCCAAGGAUGUCUCGGAGAAUGCUCGGAGGCUACUCAAUGAUGGGGUGUUGCCUGUCUUUUUCCGAACUCCUGCUAAAACCAUUUGGAGAUGAAUGCACUUGAACCUGAAUCUGUUUGGUAGCUCCUUGCUUUUGUGGCUCUGUUGCUUGCUGUAUCCACCAGGUUUUAACAGCUAACAGUCUUAAAACAUUUUUUGUGAAAAGUGCUUCUCUGGUGCCAGCUUUAGUUUUUCUGGAUGUCACAUUACUGGAAGCAGCCUUAAACUCUUUAACUUGCUGUGUGUGUUGAACUCAUAAGGACCUCUGACGAGAACAGGGUCUGGCAGGGCUGCUCUCGUUAGCCCUCUGGUCCUUGAAAAAUAACACAGGCGGUUUGAGUUGGAGGCCAGCAGGCAUUUGUCCUCACCAAGGUCCUGCUUGUGUUUUCAUGGAGCAAAUCUCAAAGUGCUGCUGGGUGUUAGGAAAGUACCCAGUGUGGCCUAUUUCUGCAGGCGGUAGCAUCGCCAACCUGAGAAGCUCGAGCACAGAGUGUGAUCCAUAAUCCUCUGCUGGAAAGCUGCGGGUCACUUUCUCUUGCUUCAAAUUGAGUCGCUGGCCAAACUGAGGAAGCAUCUUGGGUCUGAUUGAAAAUGACUGACAGGCACAUAGCUUAAGCUGAGCCUGAAGUUGCAGCUCUUGAUUUACUCAUGAGAAGAAAAUGAUCUUGUUGGAAGCAAUGUGAGAUCGUUAAUUUACUUUAAUGUAUAUUUGUACAGGAGAAAUUCCCCUCACAGCCAACAAACAGCAGCUCUUGCUUUUCAUUUUAAAAUAAAUGCUGCUGUUGCCAUAGUUUUGGUGUUAAAAGGGGAACCUGAAACCGUCUGCUCACAUCAGCAGAGUCUCUGUUUUACUCAGAUUCCCUGAUGUUUCUGUUUUUGAACUGCAGACUUUAAUGUUGCUGUUGUUUGGCUGCCAAUAAACUGCAGAGUCUUUUGAAAGGCAGCAAACUGUUCCUCCUGCUUUUCAUGUCAUCCGUCUCAUUAUCCUUCGAGCUUAAAGAGACUUUUGCUCUCCUGAUAGGUUUGAAAUGUCUUUUUCUGUGAGUGGUUUUACUUGUAGUGUAGUGGCACGAUUCCAGGCUUUCAUUUAUAUCGGCCUCCACAACUCUGAGAGAAGCAGAAGAAAAAAAAGAUUUUUACUGAACUACCGACCCGACACACUUCAGCCCAACACUGGACUUUAUUAUUGGCUCAAAUGUGAUGCAUACUUUGCAGUGCAAUCUUAGAUUGCAGAUUUAAAGUGGAUUAUGAUCAGGUGAUCAGGUGACCUCCAGAGGUAUUACAAAUUUCACUGACAUCAAUAUUUAGAGCUUUGGCUCACGAGAGUAUUUGACAAUGGAACCGGAGAUGUAAGUGAAAAAAGGGAAAAGCAGAUUGAUUCCAAUUUAAGAAGCUGUUAAAGCAAUGUAGAAACAAUAGGGCUUUAAACGUGGAUUCAGGGUGUUCUGGAACAUUAAUAAGAGCUCAAAUUAGCAAGUGCUUUGCUUCCAAACAAAUAUUAUUUGGUGAAUUGAUUGUUAGCCUGCUUGUAGAUAAAUCCCAUAUGCAAAGCAUUGCCCUGCUGUGCACUUCAUUAAGACUCCUCGGGUUAUGAAGUAAGAGUGACUAGUUUGAACUCCCUUUUCCUUCCAUAAUUACUAACUAAUUGCAUCACAAAUUUUUAUGGACCUGUGAAAUAAAGAAUUACACAGACUUAUGCUCUUGAGGACAGAGUUGUGACACACUCAUGCUCAUUUUUGAUCUCCUCAAUGAAUCCUGUUACCGACUGUUAACAAUCAGGAGCAGCUCCUCACCCAUCCAUGGAACAAGAUUACCAUCAUCACCCGACAAUAUCUUGCUCACCUGUAACUGAAGUCACCGCAGAAUGAGAUUUUGAUAAUUAGCCUUUCCUGGUGAAUGCAAAACCUAACAGAGCUUUGUGCUUCUGCCUUAGCAUGAACAACUGAUGGAGAAUCUGUGCCAUAUUUUCAAAGAGAUGCUGUGACGUCCUGUUGACCGUGUUUUGGUGUCAGUUUUCUUCUCUUUUAAACUGAGUGUGUUUUCUUUGAUGUUGUGCAUGCUUCACCUUCCUGUGCUGGAAAGUCCUGUUUGAAUGUCAGACACUCACGUAAUAAAUGCUUCUGCACAGGCACACACUCACACACCAAUCUGCAGCAUCAUUGCAUUUAUUUUAGUAGAAAUAAAUGUUUUUUAAAGGCUUAUUUAAAGUGGGGAGAGGACAGGUUACAGGGCAGCCUGGCUGCUGGUCGUCACCUCAGGCUCGUAGCUUUUAAAUUAGACAAUCAAAUGUAAGAAGCUGAAAUUACAGCGUGCAGGCAGCUGUCGACGGGCAGUGGGUGGAUGGACAGCGGUUGGUUCGUCACAUCUGUUGAACCUUAUAGUUUGACCA